This is a messenger RNA of Dacryopinax primogenitus, 1119 nucleotides long. RefSeq lists its product as uncharacterized. The record is from RefSeq and is a predicted model, not a curated record. The transcript has a single exon. The coding region runs from base 1 to 1119 and encodes 372 amino acids. NCBI's taxonomy places the organism in Eukaryota, Fungi, Basidiomycota, Dacrymycetes, Dacrymycetales, Dacrymycetaceae.
AUGCUCUUCGAGCACAUGUCUGGUGUUUCGCCUGCCCCUGCACCGUCUGGUGCAACUGCCUCGGCUGAGGUGGAAGUCUGCGAGGACGUUGUCUCACUUCCCCCACCAUCUCUGAGGACUGUCUCACCCAUGGCUGUCUCCCUGGCAGCCCCCAUCCCUCCUUCGCUGCCUAUGGCAGUGAUACCAGCUGGCGUGGAUUCCACACCAAUUAUCUCAUCACGGACCACCAAGUCCAUCCAGGGAGGUGCUCUUGCACCUCCCUCCAGCAUCGUCCAUAUGGACGAUAAUCCGUCUGGCGCUUCGGCGCCCCCUCCUGCAGUUGUCCCAAUGGACGAUGCCCCCACCGCCCUGGUUGUUCUCUCAAACAACCUCACACCUAGUGGUGCCAUUCCCUCAAACAGCACAGAUCUUACUGCCGUUGUUCUGUCGAACAACCCCCCAUCCUCGCACACCGGAUGGGGUGAACCUUCUGGCACCCCGCUCAUUGCCUGGGGUACUUUGUCCGGAAGGGACUCCUCUGCUGGCUGGAGUGACCCCGCCGAUCCACCAGAGUCAGCGCUCGUCCCAAGGGACGAGGAUGAAGAAGAAUUCGUCAAUGAUGAUGAAGAUCCUUACCUUGUCCCAUACGGGGUACCCCUCCACCCAAAGGAGGAUUGCGGCACGUCUUACGGACAUGAUGCACAAGGCUUCCUGAGGCCCCAAACACCCGAGUAUGCCCGGGGAUCUACUGAUCCCUUCUACCGAGACGCUUGUGCCCACACCUCUGAGCCCUUUGCUCUCCUCGUGGGAAACCCUCACGCCAACUCAUGGUUGGCUCUUCGUUCCACUGAGCAGCUCGCUGACAAGCUGCUCCUCAAUUGCCUGCAUCGAUGGACUGCAGAAGAGACUCGUGAUUGUCUCGCACUGGACUGCAGAGACCGCUCCGAUGAGUUGUUCUGCCUCCAUUGCAAACAUAUCGAUCAAGUUGAAGGACUUGAAGAUGCUCUUCAAAAGAGCAAAGAAGACCUCAUGCAUUCCCUCGAGGAAAACGCAAGAUUGUCAUCCACUCUGGAUGACACUAGGCAGCUCUGUUCGACUGCCAUGAAGAUGGUCUCCGAUGCCCAGCAAUUGGCAUCGUAG